UUCAAUCCACUUCAUAUAGACAUAUCGCCUCAGCUCAGUCCUCAAUGCAGAAACACCACACGAUCUGGAAAAAAAAAUCGACAGAACAUGUCGUCGGAGAAACAGGAGACGGCGGCGGUGCGCGUGCUGGGCAGGUGGCCGAGCCCGUUCGUGAUCCGGGUGCUGAUAGUUCUUGGGCUCAAGGGCGUGGACCACGAGCUCGUGGAGGAGGCCGUGGGCAACAAGAGCGAGCUGCUGCUCGCCUCCAACCCCGUGCACAAGAUGAUCCCCGUGCUCCUGCACCACGGCAGGCCCGUCUCCGAGUCCCUCAUCAUCGUCCAGUACGUCGACGAGGCCUGGGCCUCCCACGCCCCGGCGCUCCUCCCGUCCGACCCCUACGCCCGGGCGGCCGAGCGGUUCUGGGCCCACUACGUCGACGACAAGUUUCCUACUGCGAUCCGGGUCCUGAGGGGAAGGCUGGACGGAGACAAGGACGAAGCGGCGGCUCAGGUGUGCGCUGCUCUGCAGCGCCUGGAGGUGGCCUUCGUCGAGUGCGGCCAAGGGAAGGAUUACUUCGGCGGCGACAACGUCGGUUACCUGGACAUUGCUCUGGGGUCGCACCUCGGAUGGGUCAGGGCGGUAGAGAGGAUCGCUGAAAUCAGGCUGCUCGACGCGGCCAAGGUUCCUAAGCUGGCGGCGUGGGCGGAUCGGUUCUGCGCCCACCCAGCGGUGGCGGACGCCAUGCCUGACGUGGACAGGUUCGUGGAGUUCAGCCUCAAGAAUGACGGCGCUCUGAAGGCGGCUAGUGCUAAUUCCAAGUGAACGAACUGUUGUGGACACUAGACAGUGCUCGAUGGCAUCACAUAGCGGUUAGUGCUAAUUCUAAUGAUGCAAAUGGAAUAACAUAAUAUGUUACCAUAGUAGUUCUUAAUGUAUAAUGAGUCUACAAAGUAAUAAAUGAAGCCCUCUAUGUUAUCACAUCUAUAACACUACCCACUAUGGAGGUAUUACUAAUAUAGACUAGUAACAUAUGCAUGUUACUAGUCUUAAGUUACUCCCCACUAGGACUAGCUUAAGCACCUCCGCAAGACUAAGCCGACACAUUAUCUUUGCCACGCCCGAUCAUAACUUCCUUCGUUUGGCCUCAACUACGCAAUCAUUUGUGUAACAGUCUGGGAGUUUAUCCUAAAUUAGAACUUGAUUUUUUAUUUUUCUUUUGCAUCAUCAUUGCACCAAGCUCAUCUCAUAAACCUAUUCGCAAAAAAAAACUCAUCUCAUAAACCUUGCAUUAGCAUCAUAUUGCAUUCAAUAAAAAUGAAGAUUUAAUUAACUCUUAAAUUUUUAUUAAAAAACUAAAACCCUGAUUAUGCCAAUUGUCCUAAAUGUUUCUUCUAAACCAUAAUUUUUUUGGCAAUGGCCUCAUAUUUGUUAUGUAGGCCCUAUCAAUUGUUUAGUGAUUAAAAGGAUUUUUUUUAUUUUUGGAUUAAAUACUAAUAUUAUUAUUUAUGGAUUUCAUUACAUAUAAAAUAUAAAUGGGUGCCCAAGAAUGUUGAAAUUUUUUGUGAGGCUUGGAAUAAGUCCUUCAAGGUUGCAUUUAUUUUAAGCCCUCAAACCUAUUAUAUUUUAAGUAGGACCCCCACCAAUUUAUUUAAUAAACACAAUGCAGUCAUUGUUCACAAAUGGGUGAGGCCAGCAAAUAAGGAGGUGUAGUCUAACUAACCGUCGCCAGCGGGCGCAACUUAGUGUCUCCGCACCCAGGCAAGCCCAAAUCCAGGUUUAUUCACUUUCGUUGUAUGAGUUGUAUCUUGGUAGAAAGAACUUUGUUGUAUUCAUUCGUUGCAUGACUUGUAUAUGUAUAUGUUGUUAUUGCGGACAAAUUUUUUAUCUGUGUUGCGCUA
Molecule: messenger RNA, 1877 nt
Organism: Triticum aestivum (bread wheat)
Lineage: Eukaryota; Viridiplantae; Streptophyta; Magnoliopsida; Poales; Poaceae
Product: glutathione S-transferase U17
Exons: 2
Coding region: 88-801 (237 amino acids)
Biological process (GO): glutathione metabolic process
Cellular component (GO): cytoplasm
Molecular function (GO): glutathione transferase activity
Source: RefSeq, a predicted model, not a curated record